CAAGUUGAAAACAAUCAAUCGUGACAAACAGAGAGACCAAGGAGAAUAAAAGAUUAGCACACAUUUGUUAGGGUCUUCAAUGUCUUGUUGAAUACUGAGCAUGAUGAAGAACGUUAUUUUUGCUCUGGUUACUCUUUCUUCGCCGUUUUUCACGAGAGCUCAACAACAGCUGUUUGUAACAACUGGUUACAACGAUGAUGGUUCCUUAGCGGACAGUGAAUUGAUUUCGUUGGGUGGAAAUGGGGAUUGUGGGAAGCCAGCAGAUUACCCUUCUUACAUUAGAGGCACCAUUGGAGGACUUGUCAAUGGAAAAAUGACCGUAUGUGGGGGAGGAUACUUCCUAGUUUAUUCCGGGGAUUGCUUCCAAUAUCAACCGGACACGAAUGAGUGGACUGAGUUCCCAGCUCUAUCGGAAAUUCGAUCAGGAGCAGCCUCUGUGGAUGGGCCUGAGGGCUUAUGGGCAGCAGGGGGAUAUGAAGGAGGACCUUUGAAAAACUCAUCCGAAGUGUUCAAUGAGGCAAUUGAGGCUUGGGUUCCUGGCCCUGUACUACCUAACCAAUUGUAUGAUCAUUGUAUGGUGCAAAUCAACUCGACCCAUACCGCGGUGAUUGGCGGUUACAGUACAAUGGAGAGAAUUCUAGCUGAAACUUGGAUCUACAAUUGGGCUAGUCAGACCUGGUCACAACAACCUGAUAUGAAAGUCCCUCGAGAUGACCAUUAUUGUGCCCUUCUUCCAGAUGGAAACAUUCUGGUGGCCGGAGGAGUGACAACUGACAAUGAAUACACGAACGCGGUUGAAAUUUUCGAUAUUCAAUCGCGCACGUGGUCAGACGGACCCGCAUUGCCUGAAAAUCGUUGGGGAGGGCGAGCUGUGACCAACGACCAAGGAGAGGUGAUUUUGGUUGCCGGUCGAAUCUCAUUGGCCUUCACUGAAACCCUUCUUAAAUUUACUGGUCAGGGUUGGGAAACCUUGACCGAGCAAAUGGCAUUACCUCGUCACUACACGACGGUUUUUUCAUUCGAUGAGCAGACGAUUUGCCCUUAAGAGUCAAAUACUAGAUAAUAAAGAAUGAAAACUUA
Messenger RNA from Tigriopus californicus, 1080 nucleotides. Its product is annotated as kelch-like protein 33. The transcript is spliced from 4 exons. Gene Ontology annotation, molecular function: protein binding. The coding region runs from base 101 to 1045 and encodes 314 amino acids. Lineage: Eukaryota; Metazoa; Arthropoda; Copepoda; Harpacticoida; Harpacticidae. The record is from RefSeq and is a predicted model, not a curated record.